ACCGUAGACCGCAAACCGAGCUGCGAGGUGGUAUUUGCUACAACACACGACUCGACGGAGCAUGAUGUUGUCGCCUACGCUGCCGUUACGUUCGCACUGGUGUUCGUCAACGUUGUCGAGUUAACUUGUGUUACUUUUUUUCAGAUGACGUCAGAGAAAUGACGGAAUCGACUUCGGUACCGGACUAUGUUUACACGAACGAAACUUCAGUGGAAUCUCAAAAUUGGACGAUGAACACGGAGAACGUUUCGAGUACGGUCAACGACGUCGAAGACAGUUGGAAGAGUAUACCGAAAGUGCUUAAAUCGUUUGUCAUGUGCACCAUUAUGUUAACGGCCGUCUUGGGUAAUAUGUUAGUGAUCGUCAGUGUUUUCAGGCAUCAUAAACUUCGCAUCACUACUAAUUACUUCAUCGUAUCCCUAGCGUUUGCUGACAUACUAGUGGCACUUUUCGCUAUGACAUUUAAUGCCAGCAUGACAAUAGCCGACAGAUGGGUUUUUAAUCAGACCGUUUGUGAUUUCUGGAAUUCGUGUGACGUCCUCUUUUCCACCGCAUCAAUUAUGCACCUAUGUUGCAUUAGCGUCGAUCGCUACUAUGCUAUUAUCAAACCCCUCGAAUACCCCACGAAAAUUACCGGAAAGACGGUGGCCAUUAUGUUAGCCUGCGUUUGGGUAUCUUCCGGUCUCAUCUCGUUCAUACCCAUCUUUCUCGGAUUUUAUACAACGGACGAGGAGAUAAUACGUCAAAGCACUAAUUCCGACGAGUGUCGAUUUAUAGUUAAUAAACCUUAUUGUAUAAUAUCGUCUAGCGUAUCGUUCUGGAUUCCGUGCUUCAUUAUGCUCUUCACAUACUGGAAGAUAUACCAAGAAGCUACCAGACAGGAGAAAUUGAUAUACAAGACACAGAUGGGACCCGGUGGUAUGAUGCAUAACUGUGCCAGGAACAGUACCGAUCACGGUGCAUUACCGAACGUACACGCCCCACCUCAUAGAAAUUCGCACGGGGAGGAUCCCGAAAGUGGCCAGUCUACACCCACUAAGAGGACCAUAAACAAAAUGAGAAGGGAGCAUAAAGCGGCUAAGACACUCGGCAUAAUCAUGGGUGCUUUUAUACUAUGCUGGUUACCAUUUUUCUUAUGGUACGUCUCUACUACCAUGUGCGGUAGUGCCUGCGAAUGCCCAGAUUUAGUAGUGGAGAUGGUAUUCUGGAUAGGAUAUUUUAAUUCUUCUCUUAAUCCUAUUAUUUAUGCUUAUUUCAACCGUGAUUUCCGUGAGGCUUUCAAGGAGACUAUACAGAAUGCUAUCUGUUGUUGUUGCAUGAAGUUUCACAAGAAACACAGGAAUAAUCAUAUCAUCCAUUUUAACUGUACGUAUAGAUCAAAUCAGGACAUAGGACUCGUUGAAAAUAAGUACGUACGCGAAUGAUCUGUGGUUCCUUCCCUCGAUAAUGAUGUGAUAAAGUAAAGUCCUCUCAAGAGGCACAAGUCAGAUGGAUCUUAAAAUGUGAAUCCUCGACAAUAACGAAGAUGAGGAGAAGAAGAUCAUCUGUCUACAGUAUUUGUAUAUUGGACAUUCAAUGUGUCUGCGUAACGUAAACUAUGUUGUGAUGCUAUGCUGACGAACAGACCGACAGCCAAGUCUGUUACCCCCUUUUUCUUUAUUUCUUUUUUCAUGUUAAAUAUACAUAAAUAUACAUAUAUAUAUAAAAAACAGAAAAUACAAAAAAAAAACUAUGCGGGGAUCUCUUAAAAUCCCAUAAUUUCUAGUCAGAAAACGAAGUCGGUUGCACCUUUUUUUUUUUGGCUAUUUUCUCCGUAAAGGAAAUUUAAAUUCUUAUAAACAAAUUUAUAUUAAGAAUUUUACACAUCUU
Centruroides sculpturatus (bark scorpion) is the source of this 1869-nucleotide messenger RNA. Its product is annotated as octopamine receptor beta-2R-like. Gene Ontology annotation, cellular component: membrane. Bases 159 to 1424 code for a protein of 421 amino acids. Gene Ontology annotation, molecular function: octopamine receptor activity. The transcript has 2 exons. Gene Ontology annotation, biological process: adenylate cyclase-activating adrenergic receptor signaling pathway. NCBI's taxonomy places the organism in Eukaryota, Metazoa, Arthropoda, Arachnida, Scorpiones, Buthidae. The record is from RefSeq and is a predicted model, not a curated record.